Molecule: messenger RNA, 1907 nt
Organism: Darwinula stevensoni
Lineage: Eukaryota; Metazoa; Arthropoda; Ostracoda; Podocopida; Darwinulidae
Source: the annotation of a GenBank genome assembly
ACGAUGGUCAAGAUGGUCGAGUUUGGGAUUUUACGGAACGUAAUGCUGGCUUACGGAAUACCAUCACAAUGCAGGGGCGGGGCGGCAUGGAGCAUGGUUUUGUCCACUGGAGUGCAAAUUUUGAUGAAAUUCAAGAUUUUGAAAAUGAUAUUCGUGGCUUUUUUGGAGGUAAAGGUUUAAUGAGUGAUGCUGAUUUUGCUCUGACCAAAGAUCCAUUAGGGGCACCAAAAAAAGGGAAAAGUGCAGAUUUGGACGCGCUAGCGGCUUAUGUUAGUUCAUUAAAGCAACUUCCUGCGAGCCCCUACAAAACUGAAGACGGACAAUUGACCGAAUCCGCUUUGAGAGCCGGUUAUAACCGUAUCAGCAAAGUCAAAACCACCAUCAAUGGUGUAACAACCGAGAAAACUUACCAGUACGGCACGGAUAACUAUGGCAGGGCUGCUGCCAAUGUCCUCCAAGACGAGAAAAACAGCUAUACCUACAACAUGCUUAACCAAAUGACUGGUGUCAAUGGGCAAGUGAAUUUGUAUGAGUAUAACGACAAAAAUGAAAGGGUUAGCAAAAAGCAAGGUGGCAGUUUUGUGACCUAUGUCAAAUCAGGGACGAGUUGGACAACACCAACUGAGGCAUUGACGCAUCUGCAGUUUGUCUAUGACGAAAGCGGCAUUCCAAUAGCGACCACCCAGCGUAAUCAACUGCAUUAUAUUCAUGCAAAUUAUCAAGGGGUUGGUAAACUGAUCACCAAAACCAAUAAGGCUAUUGCAUGGCGUUGGGAUGGUGCGGAUGCCUUUGGCAGUAGCGAUGGCAUUCAAGACGAUCCCGAUAAAGAUAAUAUCAAACUGUGGUGGAAUGCACGGUUGCCAGGUCAGUACUUUGACAGUGAGUCAGGGAACUAUUACAAUUACCACAGGUAUUACAACCCAAGAACGGGGCGGUAUUUAACGCCUGAUCCGAUUGGGAUUGCGGGUGGGUUGAAUCCUUAUGCUUAUGUGGGGGGGAAUCCGGUGGCGUUUGUGGAUCCAUCGGGAUUACAAUUUUGUCCGCCUGUACUGCCACCGGUGAACCCAAUUCUACACACACAAAUCCAGGAAGUGGGCAGGAAAGACAUUACGGACCUGAUGGUAAGCCGCAAUGGGAUAUUGAUUAUGAUCAUCCUCAUGAUGGGAUGCAGCCCCACGGGCACAACUGGGAAAACGGAAAAAGGCAACCCGGAGUACCAAUUUCACCACUCCCAAAAAGGUAUUCCAAUAGCGACCACCCAGCGUAAUCAGCUGCAUUUUAUUCAUGCAAAUUAUCAAGGGGUUGGCAAACUGAUCACCAAAACCAAUAAGGCUAUUGCAUGGCGUUGGGAUGGUGCGGAUGCCUUUGGUUCAAGUGAUGGAAUCAAUGAUGAUCCUGAUAAGGAUAAUAUCAAACUGUGGUGGAACGCACGUUUACCUGGGCAAUAUUUUGACAGUGAGUCAGGGAACUAUUACAAUUACCACAGGUAUUACAACCCAAGAACGGGGCGGUAUUUAACACCUGAUCCGAUUGGGAUUGCGGGUGGGUUGAAUCCUUAUGCUUAUGUGGGGGGGAAUCCGGUCAAUUUUACGGAUGCAACAGGAAACAUCGUCGACACGGCGCUUGAUGUUGGUUUUAUUGGUUAUGACCUCUACCGUAUCUUAAAAGAUAAUGUGUUUGGGAAUUGUGAUAACUUUAAUACGAACUUGGCGGCAUUGGGUGCGGAUGUGGCUGGGGCUUUGGUUCCGUUUGCGACUGGGGGUGGACUGGCGGUUCGGGGGAGUGUUAAGGCUGUAGGCAUUACUGAUGAGGCGAUCCAUGCAGCUUUAAAGAACUCUGACUUGAAGACCACUCAGUCAGCAAUAUCAAAGCCUGUAGUUGAAAACUAUGUUCGUCGCCUUCAGGCU